CGGAGCGGUGGGCGCGGAAAGCGGCCGCCGGGCGCGCAGCCACCGCCGCUGGGUGCGGAGGGCAGGAGCGGCGUCUCCGCGGCUGGGGGGGCCCGGGGGGGGGGGCCGGCCGCUGCCCGGCUCCGGAGAGCACCGGCUGCCGCUCCAUCCUCCCCGCCGGCACCUGGUCAGUUUCUCCCGGGAGCCUGGUCAAUUUCUGCCGGAAUUUGGUCAGUUUCACCACCCCCCCCCCCCCCCGCCGGAGCCGCGGAGCCGCCGCCGGAGCGCGGAGGUCCUGCUGAUGAAGAGGAGGUGAGGCCCGAGCUGCAGCUACCGCUGGUGCCGUUCCCUUUGGGAUACUCGUCUUCUUCCUCCCUCCCCUCCCGGCCCCUCGGGGCCACGCGGAGCCAUCCCGAUGCCGAAGAACAGCAAGGUGACGCAGCGGGAGCACAGCAGCGAGCAUGUCACCGAGUCGGUGGCCGACCUGCUGGCCCACGAGGAGCCCGUGGACUACAAGCGCAGCGUCCUCAACGUGACGGGCGAGACCUGGGACAAGCAGAAGGACGCGGAGGACGAGCUGGAGGCGGAGAACCGGCCGGCGUGGAACAGCAAGCUGCAGUACAUCCUCGCGCAGAUCGGCUACUCCGUGGGGCUGGGCAACGUCUGGCGAUUCCCCUACCUGUGCCAGAAGAACGGAGGAGGCGCCUACCUGGUCCCGUACCUGGUCCUGCUCAUCAUCAUCGGCCUCCCGCUGUUCUUCCUGGAGCUGGCAGUGGGGCAGCGGAUCCGCCGGGGCAGCAUCGGCGUCUGGAAUUACAUCUGCCCCCGCCUGGGGGGCAUCGGCUAUGCCAGCUGUCUCGUGUGUUUUUUUGUCGGUCUCUAUUACAACGUCAUCAUCGGCUGGAGCAUCUUCUACUUCUUUAAGUCCUUCCAGUACCCUCUUCCCUGGAGCGAGUGCCCCCUCGUGAAAAACGGCACGGUGGCGGUUGUGGAGACCGAAUGCGAGAGGAGCUCGGCCACCACCUAUUUCUGGUACCGGGAGACCCUGGACAUCUCCGACUCCAUCUCGGAGAGCGGCGGCCUCAACUGGAAGAUGACUCUGUGCCUGCUGGUGGCCUGGAGCCUUGUCGGCUUGGCUAUGAUCAAAGGCAUCCAGUCCUCGGGGAAGGUCAUGUAUUUCAGCUCGCUCUUCCCCUACGUGGUGCUGGUUUGCUUCCUGGUCCGAGGCCUUCUGCUGCGAGGGGCGGUGGAUGGGAUCAUGCACAUGUUCACGCCUAAGCUGGACAAAAUGCUUGACCCCCAGGUGUGGCGGGAGGCAGCUACGCAGGUUUUCUUUGCCUUGGGCCUCGGUUUUGGGGGGGUCAUCGCCUUCUCCAGUUACAACAAGCAAGAUAACAACUGCCACUUUGACGCAACGCUGGUCUCCUUCAUCAACUUCUUCACGUCCGUCCUGGCCACCCUGGUCGUGUUUGCUGUGCUGGGCUUCAAGGCCAACAUCAUGAAUGAGAAAUGCGUGGUGGAGAAUGCUGAGAAGAUCUUGGGGUACCUGAACACCAACGUGCUGAGCCACGACCUCAUCCCACCCCAUGUGAACUUCUCCCACCUCACGGCCAAGGACUACAAUGAGAUGUACAGGGUGAUCAUGACGGUGAAGGAGGGGCACUUCAAAGAACUGGGCUUGGAUGCCUGCCUGUUGGAGGAUGAACUCAACAAGUCGGUGCAAGGAACUGGCUUGGCCUUCAUUGCCUUCACAGAAGCCAUGACUCAUUUCCCGGCUUCGCCAUUUUGGUCCGUCAUGUUCUUCCUGAUGCUGAUAAACCUGGGGCUGGGGAGCAUGAUUGGGACCAUGUCCGGCAUCACUACGCCCAUCAUCGACACCUUCAAGGUGCGGAAGGAAGUGUUCACAGUUGGCUGCUGCAUCUUCGCCUUCUUGGUGGGCCUGAUCUUUGUGCAACGCUCUGGGAAUUACUUUGUCACCAUGUUCGAUGAUUACUCGGCCACGCUGCCACUCACUGUUGUGGUGAUCCUGGAGAACAUCGCUGUGGCCUGGAUUUACGGCACCAAGAAGUUCAUGCAGGAGCUGACAGAAAUGCUGGGUUUCCGGCCAUAUCAGUUCUACUACUACGCCUGGAAGUACGUCUCUCCCAUCUGCAUGGCUGUGCUCAUGACCGCCAGCAUCAUCCAGCUGGGGGUCAGCCCCCCAGGGUACAGCGCGUGGAUCAGAGAGGAGGCUGCAGAAAAGUUCCUUUUUUACCCAACCUGGGCCAUGGCUAUUCUCAUCUCCCUGAUCAUCCUGGCAUCUCUACCUCUGCCUCUGGUCUUCAUCCUCCGUCAGUUCCACCUCGUGUCAGAUGGCUCCAACGCCCUCUCUGUCACCUACAAGAAGGGCCGGAUGAUGAAGGACAUCUCUAAUUUGGAAGACAACGAUGAGACCCGCUUCAUCUUGAGCAAAGUGCCCAGUGAGACCCCGUCCCCCAUGCCCACGCACCGUUCCUACCUGGGUCCUGGCAGCAACUCCCCCAUGGAAAUGAGCAAUGCCCCGAACGGACGCUAUGGGAGCGGGUAUUUACUGGCCAGCACCCCUGAAUCUGAACUGUGAUGGUUGCCUGCCUACCACCCCCACCGGGAGAGAAGGUCACUGGGGAGUGGAUCCUAGCUGUCCAGGCAACAGGAAAAUUAAUUAAUUAAGAAAAAUGACAAAGAAGAAACCCCUCUUAGAAUCGUAAUCAAAAGCAGCCAUUUCCAAGACGACAACGGGAAAAAGGGAUUGCAGGAGGGGCAGGACUCUCCUCCAACAACCUUCGGCUGAAAGGCAGGACCCCUCAUAGCUUGCCUGUGGGGAAGGGAGGAGGAACAAGAGGUGCUGCAAUAUCUUUCUGAGGGUUGUUCUCGUGCAGCUUGAAGCUGAAGCAAAGAAUCUCACUUUCUGAGCAGCUGAUGGUUGGAAAAAGGACCCAGAGCAAGGUGGAAAGCCAACCACGCUUCCUCCUGUAACCCAGAGCUCUUCCCUCUCUGUUUUCCUUUAGCUGGGAGAAGUCAUGGCCUUAUUCCAACGAGCACAAUUAACCAUUGAUGUUCAUAGCACAAAAGGGUGCUGUUGUUGUCACCAUCGUUGUUGUAUUUCCUGUAGUUUUUAUAGCUGUGGACACACCCAAAUAACCCCAAAUUUUGACCAGGGUUGGCAGGGAGCAGUGCUGGGUUGGCUGAGCUGUUGCAACGUGUGGGAUUGCUGAUGGUAGAUCCUUGGUGUCUGUUUUGUUACCACCAGCACGGAGACAGUGUCUGUGAGCCGUUCGGAGACACGGGGAUCGCCCCCUCCGCGUGAAGAUGUGGCUAGCACACUCCUUGGUUAGGCAGCGUUAUCGUGCUGAGUGGCCGAGGGACCUCUGAAGGGAGGGUGAUUUUGGGUACGUGAGCGCGUGCAGGAUCUAGCCAGGGUUACCGUGAUGUGGGUCAGGAGCAAUCUCCUGGAAUUACUCCUGACACGUGGGAUGCUCUGUUGAAUCCAAAUCCCUGGCGUGGUGAAUCGUCCCCUCUUGCCGCUCUCCUUGGAUGUCCUGGAGGGACAAGCAGAGAGGCGGUGGGGCGUACAGUCCUACCACAGUCCUGGUUUAGCUCUCAGGAAACCAUCCCCUGACUUACCUCCUUUGCAGCCGCCGGCUGAGGUGAGCUGGGCAGUGAUUCUCUCUGGACAGGCGUCUUCAUUUCGCACAGCUUCAAGCCAGGGUCUGCGUUGCCUCCUGUGGCACCUCUGUUAGGGACCCACCAGGCAUCUGCUGGGAGCAUCCAGCUCUUGCGGGCAGCAGAGGGAGGACAUGUCUUCUGAGCACCAAUUAUUUUGGGCUCGGUGCCAGGUCCUAAUGUCCUUGCUAGCGCUUGACCCUGGCUGGUGACCCCACGUUGCGUAGCUGGGCUCUGUCCUGCCCAUCCAUGUUAUUUGGGGACCAGACUGCUGAGACAUUGCAUUGCUUCUCCCCAGGCUAUCUAGAAAGGGUCGGGCUCUCCCAGGUCAGAGAGCAUGUCUCCUGCUGGGACUGAGGGUCAGUUCCCCAAAUCCUACACCUAGCCGAGCAUUUCUGUCAAGGGUACCAGUAUUACAUGUCCUUUUUCUUCUUUCCCCAUGGGGACAGAGGAGCAGUUGCCUGCUUGAGCCCUCUCUCCUUCUAAGCACAUUGCUAAGGUCUCAAAUGCCGAGGGUGCUCCUUAACCUCGGUCCUACUGUGCUUAGAGCACACGUGAUGGUAUUUCAAGCCACUUUGAAGGCCAAGUUCAUAGGUGCUUGCCCACGACCCCUCCUCUCCUCCUUUGCUUUUCUAUCAGUGGAUUUUCUCCUUUCUUAAUUCUCCUUUUGGCUGGGAGGCAAAGGCAGAAAGUACCUGGUCUGCUCACCACAUCCUUGACUUCUCUUAGCAUCCCUGAGGCAGGAGGUCCCUCACAACGACGUUUCUCUUGCAGGUUGUGAUCCUUUAUUUAUAGUCUUUCUCCUUUCUAUCAGAGGCUCUUCUGAGGGCCUGGAGCUCUUCACAGACAGUUAACCUGAGCCUUUCAUUAGCCAUUUUACUGGGGAGAGGGGGAAAACAGAGGUUUGGACUGAAUUGAGGCAGCUGAGGCUUUCCUGAUGGCUCAGAGGAGCAUCAGCCCUGUGCGGUCAGGACCAGGCAAGCUCUCUUUUCUCUCCUCCAGCUGGUCUCUCCUUCACCAUCCCCUCUGCCACCAGUUCAGUUUUUCCCUCCUUCCCCUGCCCCUACAGAGGGAUAUAAAAAUUGUCCCACUGGAUCAUCUCAAAAUGGGAGAAGCACAAAGACCAUGCGAUUUCCUGUCGCUAGGCAAAGACGUUCCCUCCAAUCUCUCUUAUUUCUCCCUCUGUCUCUCUGCCUUUCCUCCACCUGGCCAGCAAAACAGACAACGAGCCAAAUUGUUGCACCUCCAUCACCUUCCCGAUCUCCCUGCGGCUGUAAGUCAGACCAGCACCCCUGAGCCCAGGGGCCCGAUUCCCACCGUAGCUCCCAUGGAGUUAACGGAGCAGGACACCUCCGGGAGUCGGAUCGUGCGACCCACUCCGGUGGCGUGACUCCCCUUGAACCCGGGGGGGAAGGACCUGGCGCUCCAUCUCUCCUAGUACAAUUCCCAAACCAGCCAGGGAGGCAUUUGCUUUCCUUCCCUCUUCUUGCAGUGUCAAUAAGAGGCAAAGUCAAUAAGAAGGUAACAAAAAGCUAUAUUAUAUAUAUAUAUUAAAAGUAUUUACAAAGAGAGGAGAUGGAAUAAUAUCUUAAAGAUUCUCUAUUUCUAUUGUAUAUUUAUUCUGUAAAUGUCACUGUAAAUGCUGUUAAAUGACAAAGCGUAUUCCAAAGUGGCCCGUGACUUAACUUUCAUUCUCAGUGCUGUACAGGUCAAUUUUCACUGUGUAUAUCAGACGCGUUUCUACCGUUUUAUUUCUCGUGUGUGGUGGGCGGCCGUCUCCCGCCCCGGCUCCAGGGGGUCCAGCCCUCUGGGGCAGCCAGGGGUGGGGGACGCCUUUCUUUUUAUCCGUGGAAGUACUGUAUUUCUUCGUGGCAUUUGCUCGGUGUUAGACGCAAGGGUCCGGGGGGGUAAGUUUUAGGUGAUAGCGUGUCGUCGCCGUGUGAGCGUGCGCGUGUUCGUCCGUAGAGGCCGUGUGCGGGGAGGGUAUGUGCGCGUGUCCGUGUGCGCGUUUGUGUGUGGUUAGGAUUCGCUUUUCACCGUGCUCGGUCGCUUUUGGAGCCUGCGUUGGGGGUUUCUGCCGCUCGCUGGGGCAGGCCCUUUUCGGAUGCACCUUCCCGCGGUCCCCGUGGCUGCCGUCUCCCCGGUGGGGCCGCGGACCAGGCCGACCCACGGCAGCUUUGAGCCCUGGCGAUUUUAUUUGUUUUAUUUUUAAUUUUUCCCGCGGAGGCACAGGGAACAGCUGCUAGUUAUGAGCACAGGCACUUUUCAGUUUUCCUCCUGGGUGUCGGAGAAGGACAUGGGAAUCGCUGCCGAUAUUCCUGCCCUCUCCUCUCGGCUUAGGUUCCCAGCCCGGAUCCUGCUGCCUGGCGGGAGACAGCAUCCCCGGCUCGGGGCGAGGAGCAGCUGCCUAGAGCAGGAGGGGUUGAAAGUCGCUGACGCUGGAGAGGAGCUUUACAGGCUUCGGUGGUGCUGGUCCAAGGGGCAGGUGCCAUCCACGUCCGGGGCUGGAGCCGAUUUACAGCACCUCCCAGCAUCCCUCCGUCCCUCCAGGACAGCCCCUGCCUCUCCUCCUGCCCUGGGUCUCGCUGGCAGGAGCGGGGACCGGGCAGCAGAGCGGGGUGGCCUUGGUGGCCAGGGUGGCCCUCGGGGGGGGGGACAUCCCGGGCAGAGCGACGGCAGCGAGCGGGAUGCGGCCACGUGCCCCGUCGGCAAGCACAGCGCUGGCGAAACCCUCCUGUACAGGUCCAAAGCACAGAUCUCGUAGUAACUCGUCCCAUGUAUCCUCGUAGCCCGUGUAUUUACCAAGCGGGCCGUGCCGGCCGGACUCCUCCUCGGGAGAAACCCUGUAACAGCUGUAACAGAGUCCGAUUAAAAGUCUCUUCUUACCGA
Messenger RNA from Dromaius novaehollandiae (emu), 6549 nucleotides. RefSeq names its product solute carrier family 6 member 17 (gene SLC6A17). Gene Ontology annotation, cellular component: synaptic vesicle; plasma membrane. Gene Ontology annotation, biological process: alanine transport; glycine transport; proline transport. The record is from RefSeq and is a predicted model, not a curated record. The transcript is spliced from 12 exons. Lineage: Eukaryota; Metazoa; Chordata; Aves; Casuariiformes; Dromaiidae. Bases 395 to 2578 code for a protein of 727 amino acids.